AUGGCAGAAGGGAACAAUUCUACGAUACCUAGCAUUCCAAAGUUUGAUGGAGACUAUGAUCACUGGUGUCUUAUUAUGGAGAAUCUUUUAAGAUCGAAGGAGUAUUGGAGCGUUGUCCAAAAUGGUUUUGUUGUACCAGAGUCUGAAGAAGCUUUAACUGCUGUUGAAAAGAAAAUGCUUGAUGAAGCAAGAUUGAAGGAUCUCAAAGCCAAGAACUAUUUAUUCAACUCAAUUGACAAAACCAUUCUGAAAAUAAUCACUCAAAAGGAAACAUCCAAACAGCUAUGGGACUCCAUGAAAACAAAGUAUCAAGGCAAUGCUAGGGUGCAGCGUGCACAAUUACAAACCCUAAGGAGAAACUUUGAAUUGAUGGACAUGAAGAUAGGAGAAUCGGUUACAGACUAUUUUGCAAGAGUGAUGGUGGUGGCCAACGAUAUGAGGAGUUGUGGAGAAAACAUGCCGGAUGUAAAGAUAGUGGAGAAGAUUAUAAGAACUCUCACUGAGAACUUCAAUUAUAUUGUAUGUUCUAUUGAGGAAUCCAAGGAUAUAGAUAUUCUUACUGUUGAUGCCUUGCAAAGUUCUCUGCUUGUGCAUGAGCAAAAAUUCAGGAAGAAUAUCACGGAGUAA
Molecule: messenger RNA, 627 nt
Organism: Ricinus communis (castor bean)
Lineage: Eukaryota; Viridiplantae; Streptophyta; Magnoliopsida; Malpighiales; Euphorbiaceae
Exons: 1
Coding region: 1-627 (208 amino acids)
Source: RefSeq, a predicted model, not a curated record